AUGGUCCAGCUCACUCCUGUCCUGCACAAGGCCUACCAUGGGGGCCACUUAACCAUCCGCCUUGCCCUGAGUGGCUGUACCAACCGGCCUUUCUACCGCUUUGUGGCUGCUCACAACAAGUGGCCCCGGGAUGGCCAUUUCGUGGAGCAGCUGGGCUCCUAUAAUCCACUGCCCAACAGUCACGGGGAGAAAAUCAUUGCUCUCAACCUAGAGUGGAUCCGGCAUUGGAUUGGCUGUGGGGCCCAUCUCUCUAAGCCUGUGGCAAGGCUUCUGGGUCUUUCUGGCUUUUUCCCUCUGCAUCCCAUGAUGAUCACAAAUGCUGAGAGGCUGCGAAGGAAACGGGCACGUGAAGUCCUCUUAGCAUCUCAGAAAACAGAUACAGAGGCUACAGAAACAAAAACAAGCUGACUUCAGUGAGCAGAGAACAUUGGGAGAAAGGUCAAAGCCCUCUUAAAACACCUGUGCA
Molecule: messenger RNA, 466 nt
Organism: Canis lupus familiaris (dog)
Lineage: Eukaryota; Metazoa; Chordata; Mammalia; Carnivora; Canidae
Product: 28S ribosomal protein S16, mitochondrial-like
Exons: 1
Coding region: 1-408 (135 amino acids)
Biological process (GO): mitochondrial translation
Cellular component (GO): mitochondrial small ribosomal subunit; ribosome
Molecular function (GO): structural constituent of ribosome
Source: RefSeq, a predicted model, not a curated record